CUACUGUCUAUGGUCUUGACGGCUACAAGAAGCCAGACGACAACAAGAAGCGCACGAGACAUCACAGACAGCCUCAUUGUGUUGAAAGAUUGACUGAAGGUCUACCAUGCCUGUGGCCUCAACCAGGACAGAGCCUGUCCCCCAGGUGUUGGACGCUAUGAGUGACACCACCACCAGCUCCACCACGGCCAAUGACCUGGACCUCAUCUACCUCAAAGGCAUCAUGGAGAGCCCUCUGGAGCAAGAGGAGAGCCUUAAGGAGCCGCGUCCGUCGCCAGUGAGGGAGAACAACGUGGAGCUCCUGCAGGAGAUCCUCAGUGAACUGGACCCCUUCACACACCACUCCGACACCGCAGCAGAGCUCACCCGCAUACUCACACAGCCUCACUUCAAGUCUCUUCUGGAAACUCAUGAUUCAGUGGCGUCCCAGGCAUGCGAUAGCCCACCCCCCAGCCCAUGUGAUUUUGUGGAUAAUGAGCAGGAGGAUGGCCACACACAAAACGUUCCACCGGACGCAAUCCGCAUGGUGGGCAUACGCAAAGUGGCGGGGGAGAACCUGGGUGUGACAUUUAAAGUAGAGGGGGGUGAGCUGAUCAUAGCCCGAAUCCUCCAUGGAGGGAUGAUAGACCAGCAAGGACUGCUGCACGUGGGAGAUAUAAUCAAAGAGGUGAAUGGACGAGAGGUGGGCCGGGAUGCCAGGGUGCUGCAGGAGGAGCUGCAAGCAGCGAGUGUGAGCGUAGUUCUGAAGAUACUGCCCAGCUACCAUGAGGCCAUACCGCCUAGAAAGGUGUUCUUUAAGUGUCACUAUGACUACGACCCGGCCAACGACAACCUGAUUCCCUGUAAGGAGGCAGGCUUGAGGUUUGAGACAGGAGACAUCCUGCAGAUAGUCAACCAGGAUGAUGUCAAUUGGUGGCAGGGCCGUCAUGUGGAGGGUGGUAGCACGGGGCUGAUACCCAGUCAGAUGCUGGAGGAGAAGAGGAAAGCAUUUGUCAAGAGAGACGUGGAACUGGCGCCAGCAGGGAAUCUUUGUACUGGUGUCGGAGGGAAAAAGAAGAAGAAAAUGAUGUAUGUGACCACCAAAAAUGCAGAGUUCGACAGGCAUGAGAUAUUGCUCUACGAGGAGGUGGCCAAGGUCCCGCCUUUCAAGAGGAAAACUCUGAUUUUGAUUGGUGCCCAGGGUGUGGGGCGGCGGAGACUGAAGAACAAGCUUCUACUGAGGGAUCCACUGCUCUUUGGCACCACCAUUCCAUACACCUCCAGAAAGCCCAAAAAGGAAGAUCGCGAGAGUCGGAUGUACGCCUUCACCAGCCGCAGCAAGAUGGAGGCCGACAUCAAGAACGGGCGCUAUCUUGAACAUGGAGAGUACGACGGCAGCCUGUACGGCAUCAAGAUCGACUCCAUACAUGAGGUGGUGGAGGCAGGACGCGUCUGCAUACUGGACAUCAACCCUCAGUCCCUCAAAGUGCUGAGGACCUCGGAGUUCUUGCCCUACGUGGUAUUCCUUCAGUCUCCAGAGUUUGAGGUGCUCAAGGCGAUGAACCACUCGGCCGCAGAGGCAGGGGUGGUUCCUAAGACGCUGACGGAUGAAGAGCUGCAGAGGACAUGCGAUGAGAGCGCUAAGAUCCAGGCAGCCUCCGGCCACUACUUUGACCUCAGCAUCAUCAACGACGACUUGGAUGAGACCUACCGUACUGUCAAGGUCGCCCUGGAAACGGUUUCUAAAAACCCCCAGUGGGUCCCCGUCACCUGGGUUUUCUAGAUGGAGGCUGUGGAGGGCAGAGGAGGGAGGGAAGAUACUGUAAGGAAGAAAACAAUGAUUAAUCUAAAGUUUCAACAGAGAUUAAAUCUGACCAUUGCAGGCGCUUAGCAUCGGAAACCUGUUUUCUUGAUAAGGUAACUGCUUUGUAGAUAAAUAACAGGAUUUCUUUUUUUCAAAGUCCGUUAUUUAAACAAGAUUAUCAUUUUCUGUGUAGGGAGGAUAGAAAUGAGGGAAUAAAAAGACACAAGAAUGAGGAGGAAAAAUGAGGCGAAAAAGAAAUUGUGAAUGUCAGAAAUUAAAAAGAAAAAACACAUCGGCUGUGUGUGUGGGGGUGCAUGCAUGUGUGUGUGUGUGUGUGUGUGUGUGUGUAUGGCUUUUAGAUACUUUUUGUAUGUUUUUACAUGAUUUGUGCCAUUACUGAUGAUGAUCAUCAGCAGACAUUAUCAUUGUUUAUAUUUUAAGAUUGGAGAGAUCGUUACUGAUGGUUACACUUAAUCUCCAAGCUACGAGGGCUAGUGAAAGUUAUAAACUAAACCUGAUCUAUUGAUCAGGUUUUAACGCCCACAGACCACAAAGAUAUCUUCAAAUUGCUCAACAGUCCAGAAACCCAAAGGUCUUCAAUAUACAACAGCAUGAAAUGGUCAGCGAUUUCUAUUAUUUUUUUAACAAACACAUUUUUAUGACCACUUAUUUGACUUAUCUUUUCAGCCAUAAGUUGAAAGUGAUCAUAAGACCAACACAUGCAACGCCUCAGUUGCUGUGUAAAGCACAGUGAUGCAGAAGCCAGAGAUUUCCUCAUCUCAAAUUAGUUUUAAUUAGAGAAUGUUAUAUUGGCCAAAUUAUGUUUAACUACAACAAAAACCUCACUGUACAUCCAUUUUCUAUCCUUGGUGCGAGCAUAGGCCACAUUUCUUAUCCUGUUCUUUAUUUAAUGUAGUCACACAAACACUCAUCCCACUCUAAGAACACAAACAACUAUACAGGUAAUGAAAAGGCAGAAAGGCCUACAAUACACAUCACUAUAUUAAAGUCAGUUGUCAUCUAAUUAGUAGUUAGAGAAAGAAAAAAGCCACAUCUAAAAUCAUCUUGGGGGUCCCAUAGAAAAAUUGUUUGUAAGUACUGUACUGUCAUCACACGUAAUAACUAGGUCAUAGUGGAAGACCUGAUGGGUCCAUGUGAAAGUCCACUCAGGCAGAGUUAUGGCCAGACUUAUUGUCAGUUUUCUUUAACAGAAGACUGGAAGGGCUCAAGGUCUACUGCAUCUCACUUAAACUAGUGUCUAUUUCUGGCAUUGUUAGCUAGCUCGCUAAAAACAACUGUGAACUUAUUGUCCCAUUACCGACCGAGCAAGGCUAAAAAGGUAGACCAGGAGUUUGGUAACUGACCCUUGGCAAGCUUGUUGGCUCUGACAACUUUAUUUCCCAUUUUUAUUGAAUUAAAUGGUGUACAAUCGUGACCAACCUAGCAUGGGAGGAAACAGAACAGUACAGAAUCUUAGCGGUUAGCUCACUGGUUCACCAAUUAGUAAUUCAUAUUUUGUAAAGAUGUGCAAAUGAACCCACAUAAUGGCUUAAAAAUCAGCCAAUCACGGUUAUUGUGAAGAAAUAAACAACAACAAAAGAUGUGAUCAGAUCAGAUGUGAAACAGUUGAGUUAUGUAGCAACGUAACAAGCUGUAGAAUACCUAAACACAAAAACAGUCACAUCAUGAACACAGUCAGUGUAACCACAAAAUAUAAAGACCCCCAGUAUGAUUGAGAAGGCAUUACAUAGUUUGAACCCCACAUAAUACACACACACACACACAUCGAAAUCUCCAGUUUACUACAACAUUGUAUUUCGUAAGAAUGGGUAAUUCAACACUCAUUCUUAUGGGGCACCAAAUGUAAAAUUCAGAUACAUUUUAUAGCUGAUAUAUUUUGAUUACUUAGUUAAAUUUUCUCACAUUUGAGAAAGA
Molecule: messenger RNA, 3718 nt
Organism: Perca flavescens (yellow perch)
Lineage: Eukaryota; Metazoa; Chordata; Actinopteri; Perciformes; Percidae
Gene: mpp2a
Product: MAGUK p55 scaffold protein 2a
Exons: 14
Coding region: 107-1762 (551 amino acids)
Molecular function (GO): protein binding
Source: RefSeq, a predicted model, not a curated record